Molecule: messenger RNA, 2438 nt
Organism: Sinocyclocheilus grahami
Lineage: Eukaryota; Metazoa; Chordata; Actinopteri; Cypriniformes; Cyprinidae
Product: dynamin-1-like protein
Exons: 18
Coding region: 170-2185 (671 amino acids)
Biological process (GO): endocytosis; mitochondrial fission; intracellular distribution of mitochondria
Cellular component (GO): microtubule; membrane; mitochondrion
Molecular function (GO): microtubule binding; GTP binding; GTPase activity
Source: RefSeq, a predicted model, not a curated record
CCGUCUUUGGCAGCCUGCUGUGAGGGCGCAGAAAAGCGAAACCUCGAAACAUGUCGGUCCUUCCGUGACUGCACGUUGUGUUUUCCAUAUUUCCAGCAUGACAGUGCGCGCUAUAACGCUCUGAUUGUGUAACUCUGUAGCCACUGCUCGACACAGCGCAUUACGGGAGAUGGAAACUCUGAUUCCCAUCAUUAACAGGCUGCAGGAGGUUUUCCUCACACUUGGAGCCGAGAUCAUCCAGCUUCCACAGAUCGUAGUCGUGGGGUCACAGAGCAGUGGAAAGAGUUCAGUACUGGAGAGUUUGGUUGGACGAGACUUUCUGCCCCGAGGUUCAGGAAUAGUGACUCGGCGCCCUCUAGUGCUACAGCUGGUGAACGUGCCUCCGCUGGAGGAGAGGCGGAAACAAGACAAUGGAAAAGGAGCUAAACAAAACACCCAAAACAAUUUUCCAGGUAUCAAAGCAGAGGAAUGGGGCACCUUCCUUCACUGCAAAAACCAGAUUUUCACAGAUUUCAGUGAAAUCCGGAAAGAGAUCGCGGAGGAAACAGAUCGAAGUACCAAUAAUAAGGGCAUCAGUCCUGAGCCCAUUUACCUGAAGAUCUAUUCCCCUAACGUACUUAGUCUGACAUUAGUUGACUUGCCUGGCAUCACUAAGGUCCCGGUUGGUGACCAGCCUGAAGAUAUCGAGACUCAAGUCCAAGAGAUGAUUCUGUCUUACAUCUCCAACCCCAACUCCCUCAUCCUGUGUGUUUCUCCUGCAAACUCUGACCUCGCCACAUCGGAUGCCCUUAAACUGGCACGAGAGGUGGAUCCAGAUGGUCGCAGGACGCUGCUGGUGGUGAGUAAGCUGGAUUUGAUGGACGCGGGGACAGAUGCUCUGGAGGUGCUGCUGGGCCGGGUCAUUCCCGUGAGACUGGGCAUUAUUGGUGUGGUUAACAGGAGCCAACAUGACUUGAACACCCAAAAGAGUCUCGACGACUCCUGCAAAGAUGAGCAGGUGUUCCUGCAGCGGCAUUACCCAUCAUUAGCCUCCCGCUGCGGCUCCCGCUACCUGGCUCGCACCCUGAGCCGACUGCUCAUGCAUCACAUCAGAGACUGUCUCCCGGAGCUCAAGACGAGAGUCACAGUGCUCACGGCCCAGUACCAGUCCCGACUCAACAGCUACGGCCAGCCUGUGGAAGACCACAGCGCCACCUUGCUGCAGAUCGUUACCAAGUUUGCCACUGACUACUGCAACACCAUCGAAGGCACUGCCAGGCACAUCCAGACCUCUGAAUUGUGUGGAGGAGCUCGUAUCUGUUACAUAUUCCAUGAGACGUUUGGAAGAACCCUGCAGUCUAUUGACCCACUUGGAGGACUCACUGAGCUAGACGUUCUCACAGCUAUUCGAAACGCUACGGGUCCUCGGCCGGCGCUGUUUGUUCCUGAGGUCAGUUUUGAGCUGCUGGUGAAGAAACAGAUCAAGAGACUGGAGGAGCCCAGCCUGCGCUGUGUGGAGCUCGUACACGAGGAACUUCAGAGAAUCAUCCAGCACUGCUCUGCCUACAGCACACAGGAGCUUUUGCGGUUUCCCAAACUGCAUGACUCAAUAGUGGAGGUGGUUACCAGCUUACUCAGGAAACGCCUGCCCAUUACCAAUGAGAUGGUUCAUAAUCUAGUUGCAAUUGAGUUGGCCUAUAUAAACACCAAACAUCCUGAUUUCACAGACGCUGCCCAAGUGUCUGCAUCUGUCAACAGCCAGCAGGCGGAGGCUGGGGAUGGAGGUAAGAGAUGGAAGAACGAGAAGAUGCCGUCGGAGGAGAAAGGCCCCGUGCCAGGGUUUGGGAGUCCCAAUAAAGCCGUCAACCUGCUGGACACGGCCGUGCCAGUGUCCCGCAAGCUGAGCACUCGAGAGCAGAGGGACUGUGAGGUCAUCCAGCGGCUCAUCAAGUGCUACUUCCUGAUCGUGCGCAAGAGCAUCCAGGACAGUGUGCCAAAGACGGUAAUGCACUUCCUGGUGAAUUUUGUGAAAGAGCAUUUGCAGAGUGAGCUGGUCGGUCAGCUCUACAAACAGCGUCUGCUGCAGGAGCUGCUCAUCGAGUCUCAGGAAACGGCUCAGCAGCGCACGGAGGUUGCACAGAUGCUGGAGGCGCUCAAGAAAGCCAGUAACAUUAUCUCAGAGAUCCGGGAGACUCAUCUUUGGUAGCCAAACGUUCUCAUUAACAUUCUGUCCAGGAAAGUGUUUACAUGUUUGUGUGUGCUUGUAUGUGUGAGUGUGUGACAUAAGUCAAAUACACCAUCUGAAGAAAUUCAAUGCCUCUGCCAGCAUGAACAUUCAACAAAAUGUGUACAGUUUUCCAAAUGCUCCUUAUUUCUACUGUAUAUGCACUGAUUCCAUGUUUGACAGAGGUCAAAAGUGUGUGUGCGUGCGUGCGUGCGUGCGUGCAUGUGUGUGUGUG